AGAAAUCCCGGUUUUACAACGGAAAAGAUCGAUGCUGCUCGAUGUCGCGGGGUGAGCAAUCAUCAAGGUUGAAUGUUUCAUUAUAGUUCAACACUAUUAAAUCCAGCACCGGCCAAGCGUCUGUGUCCGCGAGGCGUCCCCGUGCCUGAGUGAGUUGUCUGCGAUGAAAUUGCCACGGUGCGUGAAAGGUUGUAUUGCUUCGGUCAAAAUACAGUGACGCGGCAAGUCACUCGAUGCUCUCAUACUUCCUAUACUUUACUAGGUAUCCUCUGCUAAUCAUCGUCUCAUAGCUUCAGUAGCUUCAUAGUGCCGCGUGUACAUUCUUCACAUGGGGACACAGUUGGCCGCUUUCCGCCAAGAAGUAUGGACGUCCGAAGCGGUCAUGGAACCCGCUAUGAUUAUCCACCAACCAUCAUAACGCUGUCCUUCUUAAUACGCAAAGUAUAGCCUGAACAUUGUCUCACCGCAUGUGCUCGUGAUUAUCUAGAUGGGCGAACCUCCACGGUUCCUGAACCAAUGUUUAGCGUAUAUGGUUCCCACCAUGAUUCUACAGAAGACCCCGUUACGUCUCGUCGACUGCCUAAAUCCUGAACUUGUCGAUGUUCGGUGGAUGGUCAGCACAUAUUGUAGUAUCCUCACCUUUCGGCCACCGAGCAAUGAGAGCAAGAAAGUCUUCGGUCAGCCGUUCAUGUGCCCUAUUACGUGCCUCUUGCGACCCCGACUCGAGUAGCGUCUGGUACUUUGGGCUAGCCAGUACUGCGCAUCCUCAUUUCGCAAAAGCUCGGUGUUUAUCUCGAUUUGAAAGGCCGCACUUCUCUAGGAAGUUUAUCUCUUCUUCACUGGAGCUGAUAGCUUCGUCUGCAUUGUUCUAGAAGUUAGAA
Messenger RNA from Stereum hirsutum FP-91666 SS1, 881 nucleotides. RefSeq lists its product as uncharacterized. The transcript has 4 exons. NCBI's taxonomy places the organism in Eukaryota, Fungi, Basidiomycota, Agaricomycetes, Russulales, Stereaceae. Bases 600 to 872 code for a protein of 90 amino acids. The record is from RefSeq and is a predicted model, not a curated record.